AUGUGAACAUGUGCAUGGAUGGCUGUAUCGCCCAACUCGCAGUUAGAGAAGGAGCAUCGCCUCAAAUCCCAAAUUUGUCUCACAAUUUUGAAGCAAAAUUGCUGUUGUGACAAGUGGCAGUAUAACCAAGCGACAACCAAGAAGAACAAGAAGAUCUCGAUCUUUUCCAUCACAUCCUCACUUUCCAUCUCCUAUUAGUUUGUUACCAUGGCUUCUGCAGAUCCUCCCGGUUUCCGUACUCCCGAGAUGAGCGAGGAGCUAGAGCAACUCCGUCAACGAGGACUUGCCAAAUCGCUCAACAAACAUUUUACGAAUGAAUGCAAAAAAGUGGAAGCGGAACUCGCCGCUGCCGAUUUGGCUCUGCGAGAACUCGAAACACGAAAGACCGCCGCAGACCAAGAGGAGUUUCUUCAGCUAGAAACCAUGUACAUGAAAGUACUAGAGUGGAAGAAAGUAUGUCGGAAACGAGAGCAAGAGACGGUGCUAUUGUAUGCCAAGUACUGCGAGAAAUUCGGCAACAGUAUCAAAUUGGCCAAGCCCGAAGAGAUCUUUACUCCGAGAAAGGACCCACCCACAAAGGCUGCACCAGAUUCACCGCUUGUAAUGGCCGAUGUGGAUGCUCUAGCGAAAGCAUUUGAAGAAGGUAUCCCCGACUUCUUGCGUCCGGUAGAAGCGUCGGCUCCUUCGUCGUACAACCCGCAGCAGCUGGCCGAGAUUCUGGAAGAUGCUUCCUUAUCCGACUCUGGCAAAGUCAAGGUAUUCACUGGAACGCCAUGUACAACUGACGCUACGGAAAUGGGAUCCGAGUUUGAUGAUUCCUCCAUUGUGUCGGGCUUGACGACACUGAACAGCCAAGUCACCAAGGAAGUGUUGCAGACGGUCCACAAGAAUGUUCUCGAGUUUAUCAAGAGCGAGACAGAAAACAUUCGCAGGCUCAUGGAAGAAGAAGACGCUAUGAGCAAAGCGGAGUUCAGUGUUCAAGGCAGUCAGCAUUCCUCUUCUCAGGUUGAGGCCAUUCUGGAGCAUGAAAACAUGGUCAAGAAGAUGCAGCAAGUUCUGGACGACUUUAAACAGGCCGAAGCGGAAACAGAAAAGACGUUGAAAGGCACGCAAGGUCGUCUCGUGGAAGGUGCUGGAAAUGAAGGAGAGUGCUGGUACGAGCAGUGGGAUGAAACCUUCCAGCGAAACUAUUAUGUGGAGAUCAACUCCAAGACAACGCAGUGGCACAAGCCAUCCACAGUCAGUGUCGAGAACAGCUCCUACAACUCUCUUGGCGAUUCUGCGGAAUCCAGCGUUCUUUCCGAAGCCCAUCCAGUAGAACCAAAGGUGUUGGACUUUGACUUUAAACCGGACAUGAGAGCUGGUUCUCGUAACCGCCUAAUCUUGUACAAGGCAAAGCAAUCACGAAAGAAGAAGCGUCAGAUGACUACUGUUGCGUUUCUACUGGCUGGACUUGCUACUGGAUUGGCAUGCUACGGAUAUGCCAACCCUGAGCAAAUGGACUUGGCUCUUGACGCAUUGACCAGUAGGUUUUCGUCGGCUGGUGCCUCUGUGGAAGAAGUGCCAGUGGCCAAGAAGACUAACAAGAAAAACGUAAAAAAGCCAGCUGCCAAGAAGGAUGUCAAGAAGCCAGCUACCAUGAAGGAUGUCAAGACUACCCAAAUGCCGGCUGUGGAAGACAAGCAAGAGAAAGAAGCAGCAAAGAAGAAGCCCGCAGCAGAGAUCAAGCAUGAGGAUGAGACCAAGACAUCGCCAACCCAACAGAAGGUUGCUGAAUACAAAACACCAGUUCCUGUGCGCCCUGCCUUCAUGUCAGAAUCUACCAAGGUCGUAUCCAAGGCCAAGGAGGAAGAAGACUUGAAGGGAGUGGCACCGAUUGGCUCUGAAGCAGCUCCUCAUUGGAUUCGAGAUGUGUUGGUCGGACACCACGCAUUCAAGAAAGUGAGCAAAUUGUGUCGCGAACCGUCCACAUAUUGUGGAUCGUACCGUGCUUGAGUGUGUGAGUAUGCAAGUGUUACAGCUUAAUUGCAUUGAAACCAACAACUAGAGAAAGGUGGGCACAGCAUCAAAACGGGAAGGAACGAGACUUAUCGGCGACAAAGAGGCGAGAUCCGACCAAAACGCUACAGAACUAGAGACAAUACGCAAACCUUCAGAGUAUAAACAACAAAGAAUCGACAGAGAAGAAGGCAGGGACCACCAUGGCCAAUACACAUAAAGAACGGCCGAGUCGAAUCCCCUCAUGUAUGUAUUGCGGAUUGUAACAACAAGAGAGACAAAGAUAGAAUAGCUAACAUACAAAACGCCUACAUGAAGCUCAAGCGCAACACCUUUGGUUUUACAAAGUCCAU
Molecule: messenger RNA, 2351 nt
Organism: Seminavis robusta
Lineage: Eukaryota; Bacillariophyta; Bacillariophyceae; Naviculales; Naviculaceae
Source: the annotation of a GenBank genome assembly